Eruca vesicaria subsp. sativa (arugula) is the source of this 685-nucleotide messenger RNA. The record is from the annotation of a GenBank genome assembly. NCBI's taxonomy places the organism in Eukaryota, Viridiplantae, Streptophyta, Magnoliopsida, Brassicales, Brassicaceae.
AUGGAUCAAAGCUCAGUUGGGUCGGAUCCAAGAAGAAACCCGAUGACUCUCUACCAUCCACGAGGUGGAGGAGGAGAGAGCUCGGAGACAGUGUCUGAGAGUGAUGAUAUGUUGUUGUAUAGAGGUUUUAAAAAGAUGGAACACACUUUCAUUGCGAUCAAGCCUGAUGGAGUGCAGCGAGGACUGGAAUUCAAGCUUGUUGGUAUCAAGGUCGUUGUUCCUUCCAAGGAUUUUGUACAGAAGCAUUACCAUGAUCUCAAGGAAAGACCUUUCUUCAAUGGCUCGUGUGACUUCCUUAGCUCUGGUCCUGUUAUCGCCAUGGUAUGGGAAGGAGAAGGUGUGAUCAGAUACGGACGUAAACUGAUUGGAGCCACCGAUCCUCAGAAAUCUGAGCCUGGGACUAUCCGAGGAGAUCUUGCUGUUGUUGUUGGGAGGAACAUAAUCCAUGGAAGUGAUGGACCAGUGACUGCAAAAGAUGAGAUCAAUCUGUGGUUUAAGCCUCAAAAACUCGUCUCUUACACCAACAACGCUGAGAAGUGGAUCUAUGGCGACAACUAAACACCCUCUUUCUCUCUUCUUUUGACAUCCAAUAAAAUUGUUCUUGUUCCUUUACCCCAAACAAUAAAACAAAAAACAGGUAUUACGCAUACAAACACAUUCCCGGUUUUGUGUUUUCUCGGUGAAC